AUGAAUCGUUUGCUGUUUUUUCUUCUCUUGGUGCUGAGCGUUGCUUGUGUGGGUGCUGUGGCUGGUGUGGAGCCUGCAGCUAGGGCCGCUGGAGAGACUGGUCCUGAAGAGCUUACUGCUUCUGGUGAAGGUCUAGCUGGUGUUGAAGAUGUAAGAACAAGAGUGGAAUCCACACAAGAUCUUGGUUCUGUUCCUGGCAGCAGUGACUCUCGUGAUGGCGUUCCUGCAGGUGAAUUGGAACUGAAGGGCCCAGAAGUGGAUUUGAAAGGACCUAAGGUGAAGCUAGAGCAAACACAGAGGGGGAAAGAAGAACGGCCUGCGGAAGAUAAUCAAGAAGUUAGAAACCCGUCUGAGAGGGGUAAUCAAACUGUGCAAAGUCAGAAUCAUCAGGCACAAACUUCUGAUUCUGAACCAACUUCAUCUUCUUCUGGUUCUCCUUCUCCAGCUGGUAGUCCUACUACAUCACGUACUGAUGAGACCACAACUGUUGGUGACACAUCG
Trypanosoma theileri is the source of this 501-nucleotide messenger RNA. RefSeq lists its product as uncharacterized. NCBI's taxonomy places the organism in Eukaryota, Euglenozoa, Kinetoplastea, Trypanosomatida, Trypanosomatidae. The record is from RefSeq and is a predicted model, not a curated record. The transcript has a single exon. The annotation marks the transcript as partial.